Messenger RNA from Trichomycterus rosablanca, 1141 nucleotides. RefSeq names its product solute carrier family 25 member 27 (gene slc25a27). Lineage: Eukaryota; Metazoa; Chordata; Actinopteri; Siluriformes; Trichomycteridae. The record is from RefSeq and is a predicted model, not a curated record. Gene Ontology annotation, biological process: response to cold. The coding region runs from base 82 to 1032 and encodes 316 amino acids. The transcript is spliced from 11 exons. Gene Ontology annotation, molecular function: transmembrane transporter activity.
ACUACAACCAUAUUGACUUCCUUUGUUAAACGCGACCCGCUCCUAAGAUUGGAACCGUAUGAUUUUAAGGGCACGCAUUAAAUGGCACCUGUACAAGAAAUAUCGCAAUGGCCCAAGGUGUCAAAGUUCUGUGUGUCUGCAUGCGCUGCAACUAUAGCAGAACUAGUCACAUUUCCUCUCGAUCUUACAAAAACGAGGCUUCAGAUACAAGGUGAAACUGCUCAACAGAAACUUGGCAAAAGUGGAAGUGGCAAAACUGUGUACAGAGGAAUGCUGAGGACAGCUGUGGGAAUAGUACAAGAAGAGGGACCACUAAAAUUAUGGCAAGGGGCCACACCUGCUAUCUUUAGGCAUAUAGUUUAUUCAGGGGGAAGGAUGCUGGCUUAUGAGCAGUUUAGGGACUCUCCAUUGGGAAGAUCGAAAGAUGGCAGCUUUCCAGUUUGGAAGGCUGCAGUGGGUGGUGUGGUGUCUGGUGCCCUGGGCCAGUUUUUGGCCAGCCCUACUGACCUAGUUAAGGUGCAGAUGCAAAUGGAGGGUAGGAGAAGACUUGAGGGCAAGCCACCAAGAGUUUAUGGGGUUUACCAUGCCUUUGUAAAGAUUGCUUCAGAAGGAGGCAUCCGAGGCCUUUGGGCUGGUUGGGUGCCAAAUGUACAGAGAGCCGCUUUGGUCAACCUAGGAGAUCUUACAACAUACGACAGUGUGAAGCACUUUUUACUAAAAAAUACAUCUAUUAAGGACAACUGUCUUUGUCACGGAUUGGCAAGCACUUGUUCUGGUUUGGUAGCAGCUAUAAUGGGAACACCAGCUGAUGUGGUUAAAACAAGAAUAAUGAAUCAGCCUCGUGAUUCAAAUGGAAGGGGUCUCCUCUACAAGUCAUCCAUAGACUGCCUGGUACAGGCUAUCAAAAAAGAAGGAUUUCUGUCACUUUAUAAAGGCUUCGUACCCACCUGGUUGCGAAUGGCUCCCUGGUCUAUGACGUUUUGGCUAAGCUUUGAGCAAAUCCGACGAGCAGUGGGCAUCAGCUCAUUCUGAACAUCUGAAUCAAAGAAGCUGCACCAGAUGAAUCAUGUCUGUCCAGUUUAUCUGCCUCGCUAAGUGAAAAAGGCAUUGCACACAAGCUGUGGAUGGAGCAACCAGAGAA